CAACCUUGAUGAAGACCACAGUUGGAUAAAUAACACACUCUCAUCGCUGCAACAUGACUGAGAAGGUGCUUAUACUCCUCGUGUUGAGUGUUCUUGUUGUAGUACAGUCCGCUCCAACAUGUCCUGAAGGAGAAGAGUUCAGACAAAGCGGUACUGCCUGCCAAACUUGCGAGAAUUAUGCCAUUGUCUUCUGCCUCCCGUCAGAGGAGAAAAAAUGUAACUGUAAAGUUGGAUACGUAAGGGAUAACGACAAUGGCAAUAAAUGUGUGGCGAAAAAAGACUGCACGAAGGAUUAUUUCCAUAUAAAUACCUAGGAUUUUUAUCCUUCAUUUUAUCUAAGUAAAACAAAAAUAAGACAGUUUUUAUUGUAUUUGCAAUGACUUUUGAUUUAUAUAUAUUUUCGAAGAAUAUAUAAACUUGCAUUCCA
Zophobas morio is the source of this 427-nucleotide messenger RNA. Its product is annotated as chymotrypsin inhibitor Ani s 6-like. NCBI's taxonomy places the organism in Eukaryota, Metazoa, Arthropoda, Insecta, Coleoptera, Tenebrionidae. The transcript has 2 exons. The coding region runs from base 54 to 314 and encodes 86 amino acids. The record is from RefSeq and is a predicted model, not a curated record.